UGUCAUUAUGGAGCUCCACUUCGGACAUAAGGUCCCAUUAUGUACCCAGCAACGUCCAACCAGCGCACCAUGAACCGUACGCCUAUUUGCCUGGCACUUAGGUUCGAGGGCAAAAAGGUGCGGAGCAAGGUCAGCAAUGGACUGCAACUCCAACCAUCUAUCCGUCCAAAAAAGGGUGUUACGACUUACGAUCAUCACCCAUCACCGAGAUUAGUGGUGGAGAAGAGAGCCUUGACAAACUUUGGGCCAGGUUCACUACACAAGUUCAUCCUUGUGUCAAGGUUCUCUUCUCCACCGCUAUAAUCUCUGGGUGUUAUGCAGCCAUAGCCAUCGCAUUGGUGGGGCCCAACCAUAAGUUUUUAAAUCAAGAGUACCGAGACCUCCAAGCUCCUUGGAUUGGCAAACCUUCGGCUAUGCAAUCAAACAAUGACCACAUGUUGCCUCUUAACUUCCUCUCCACAAGAAACCCCUUCUGGUUUUAUCAAUUGCCCUCAAAGCCCAAGGAUGUCUUGUUCUCCAAGAAGUGCUGGCUUUUGAUAGUAAAUGAGGUUUGAAGCAGUAUAUUUUGGUAUUUUUGUUGAUUUAUAUAUGAAUUUGGAGUUUGCUAACCACAUGUGCCAUGCAGUUGGGUAUUUGGAAGCAGUUGGGAAUUUGGCUACUUUGUCCCCAAAUGGCGAAAUCUUGUAGCUAUAUAAGCCCAACUAUGUUGGCAUUUGGAAGCAGCAGGGAUCCAAUCCUUGUAGCUAUUGCUGAAAAAUUCUUAUUCAGCUGUUAAGAGAGAUGCUGCCACUCUGGACAUUGUGUUUUUGUUAUUAGUUAUUACUAUUUUGAAUUUCAUUUGACCCCCUUUUAUACCACUUAUGUCAGUAGGAGACUUAAGUCUCGUAGUCUUGGUACCAGCCUAUAAUAGAACUGCCUAAAGAAGUAAGGUAAUAAGCAUACUUGUACUACUUUUAUUCAUUGUUACAGGCAUUGUUCUGAAAAUGUAUUUGGUUGACUAAGUAGAGUAUCCAUCUUAUCGAUUAUCUAGCAAUUCAACAUCAUAAUAGAGUCCUUGCUGUAAUGCUUAUUUCUCAAUAUCUUGUCUUGUGAUGAUUUCAAUACUGUGAUUGUUUUGCUGUGUCCUUGUACAGGCAGUGAAUUCUUCAUUUUGCUGUGUUCACAGGAAGUUCCAUUUCUGCAAGAAGACUAAAAGCAUAAUAUGUGUUUGUUUUGCAGGCAAUUUCUUCAGAAUUCCUAGUGCCUAUUCUUUUGGGGUGCAAAUGCUGUCAAAUGCUCAGUCUAGUUCCAAACUUAUAGAUCUUGAAGGAUAUCGUACUAAGUCCGCCUCCUUGAUGAAGAUGGAAGGGAUAACAAGUGGGAAGAAGAGGAAGAAAACGUCAAUUGAGCAGCCGCUGGACCCUCCUGCAGAGAAAAUUCAUAUAAGAGGUGAUGAGAAAGUGGAAGAGGCAAUGUUGCCUGAUGCUCGUGAGAAGAAGAAAUUUACUCCUAUUCGCAGGCAAAUAAAGAUACAGGAUCUCCGGAGGCAAAUUAAAUUGGGGACCCGAAGCAGAUUUGAUGCCAAGGAGUGGAUUUGUGAAAAUUGCACUUGGACCAAUAAGCCCCAGAAGCAUUUAAUUGCGCAUCUUCCUCCUUUCUUUUGCGAAAAUUGCCAAUAUGAUCUUCUUAAAAUGGGUAAUUAUGAAUUUUCAUUUUCAAUGGCUGAUGUCACUGUAAACGGCUUUUCACCAAUUGGCAAUAUCAAGGAUCAAGGAAAUACAGAUCAUUGCACAGUGUAUUCAACCAAUCAGUGUCUUGAGAUAACAGAUAGGAUGUCAAAGAUUCUAGUUGGUAAAGAACCUGAAGGGGUAUGCAAUGAAGGGCCUAUUCUUUCUACAAAGGAUCUUUUAGCAAAGACCGAAGAUAUGAUGAUAAGGUGUAACAUCAAUCAGAGGAAGGGGGAUCAUAAAUUUAACCGCAAAACCUUAGUCGUAGCAUUUGAGGUUGCUGAAGCUGAAGGCGUGAACGUAGUAUUGACAAAAGUCGAACAAGAUAAUGAGAUGAAACCAAGGACUGUCAAAGCUUUGGGUAAACAGUUUGUGCCCUGCGAUUUUGCUAGCAUAGCCCAGAAACUUGCAGAUGGUAUCCCUCAGGUUGGCAGCUUUCUUUCGGGAAAGAAGUUGUACAACCUUAAGCAUGGUCAGAUAUACAAGGCCCCAGGGAUGCCAGAAGACGAGAAUCACAAAAAAAAGGUGGUAUGGCAUGCUGUUGUUCUUAUUGGGGCAGGCAAAAGAAGAAAGAAAUAUUUUUAUCAUUUUGUGAACUCACUAGGUGUUAAGUUUUGCCUGAGGAUACCUAUAAAUCCAUCUCCAAGACCUAAAUCCACAUGGGUUGGAGGAGUCCAGUGUGGAAAGUCUAAACAGUUUCCGGGUGGAUUUGGGAAGGUUCGCGCCAGUGAUGUCAUGCUGGAUACAUUGCAAUUUGUUAGAUAUCCAGACUCCAACACACAGAAACAGCCUUGGCUCUCGUUUAAUUACUGUGCUGUCCGUUGAAGUAGGCAGCCAUAAAGCUUCAGUUAGUGGUUCCCAGAUUUCGGAUGCUGGACCUUCUGAAAUGGAUUUACCAAGAGUUAUCUGACUUCACAUGAACAAUCAGCAAUAUCUGUAUCCGAGGCCAAACGCGGCACUUCAUUAUUUCUUGCACUUCGCACAAAGUGACCAUGCUAAUGCUGCAACAUUUGCAAUAUUGUUUUGAUGAAAUGGUGGGGCAAAAUUGCGAAGGAUUCAAUUCCGAGGAGAAAAAAGCUUGACUGCCAGCAUGAAGAUGAGCGAUUACCUCAGAGCAGCCCUAGGAGAAGGAAUCCAUGUCUGGUUUUGAAAACAGAACAAGCAGAAGAAAAAAAAGGUGGUGUACAGUCUUGUUGCUUGAUUGUUUGAUCAAGUCUAUCCGGAGUACUGAGUACGUGGCCUCUAUAAUUCUCGAAUGCUUGUUAUGUGUCCUUGGGCAUCUUAAUAUUUGAUAUGGCGUCGAGCCAAGUCGCGGAGCAGUAGCUAGAUUUCUUGUUUUCAGAAAGUGACUGGACUUCUCAUUGCUCAAGUAUAAUCUAUUUCAUUAUGUC
This is a messenger RNA of Triticum dicoccoides, 3097 nucleotides long. RefSeq lists its product as uncharacterized. The record is from RefSeq and is a predicted model, not a curated record. The transcript has 6 exons. Lineage: Eukaryota; Viridiplantae; Streptophyta; Magnoliopsida; Poales; Poaceae. Bases 1263 to 2531 code for a protein of 422 amino acids.